AUGGAUGACGAUGAAGUAGAAGAGGAAGAAAAGCCUGUGAAGGGAAAAAAGGCCGCGAAGAAGCCUGCACGACCUACCAAGGCGGCCAAACCGCCCGCCGCAGAUCCUGCAGAUCUACCCCCAAUCAACGAAAUCCCCGCUAUCUUCGACGAUCUCGUUAGCAAAAUCCCAGAAAUCAAGGAUGUUACUGAACGCGUCCAAGGGCGCAAACUACGCGUCGCGACUAUGUGUUCUGGCACUGAAUCCCCACUCUUGGCCUUGGAACUCAUCCAAAAGUCCAUUGAAGAUCAACACGGUAUCAAGCUCGAAGUAGAACACGUCUUUUCGUGCGAGAUUGAGCCUUUCAAGCAGGCCUACAUCGAACGUAACUUCCAACCCCCCAUUCUUUUCCGCGAUGUCUGCGAACUAGGCGACGACGAAGCUCAUACCGCCUACGGUGCUCUCGUGCCCGUCCCGGGAGAUGUCGACAUGUUGGUCGCAGGAACCUCCUGUGUCGACUACUCUAAUCUCAACAACCAAAAGCAAGAUAUCGAUGCGGGCGGAGAAUCCGGUCGAACCUUCCGCGGCAUGAUGUCGUGGGUGAAAAACCACCGCCCCCCAAUCGUUAUCCUCGAGAACGUCUGCUCAGCACCAUGGGACAAGGUCCAGACCUAUUUCGAGAGAGAAGGUUACAGUGCCUGCUGGACACGUGUCGACACCAAGAAUUACUACAUCCCCCAUACCCGAACCCGAGUCUACCUUGUUGCAGUCAACAAGGUGAAUUCAAAGUUACCAGAAGAGUGGAAGGAGUUGGUCACCGGUCGGCUUAAGCGCCCAGCAUCAUCGACGCUCGACGCAUUCCUGCUUCCUUCAGACGACCCUCGCAUCCAUCACGCGCGACAGAAGCUAGUGCAGGAGAGCUAUGGUGCUCCAGACCGUAGGACAGGACGUACCGACUGGAGUCGAUGCGAGUCACGACAUCAGAGGGCACGUUUAGAAGAAGAGUUGGGCAACAAGAGACCUUUGACCAGUUGGGAUGAUGGUGGAUCCUGUAAAUUACCCGACUUCGCUUGGAACGAUUGGGGAGUUGCGCAAGUUGAGCGAGUUUGGGAUUUGAUGGACAUCAGUUUGCUGCGGUCCGCUGCCAAGGGCAUUGACCCUUCCUAUAAGACAGUCGUGUGGAACUUGUCCCAGAAUGUGGACCGAACUAUCGGCUCGAACAAGGUUGGCAUCUGUCCAUGCCUGACCCCAUCCAUGAUUCCAUACAUCACCAACCGAGGAGGCCCUAUGGUCGGUCUUGAAGCUCUCUCUAUGCAAGGCCUUCCAAUCGACAAGCUCUUGUUGACGCGAGAGAACGAAGAUCAGCUUGCCGAUUUGGCUGGUAAUGCCAUGUCGUCCACGGUGGUUGGCGCAUGCAUUUUGGCUGCAUUGGUUGUCGGCAAGAAGCUCUUGAAGACAGGAGACGACAAGGAGACAUACGAGAUGAAGCAACACUUGGAAGGGGUUCAAGACGAGGCCAUGGAUGUGGAUGAAGUGCCCGCCGCGGUCGAACCGCGUGCUGAAGUGUUGGGAGAAGAGAAGCUGGCUAGGAAGACCCUCGACCUCAGCCCCACCCAAGAACAUACUCUGGCAGAACUCUUGGCUCAUGCCAGUCGUAGCUCGCGACUUUGCGUCUGCGAAGGUCGGAUGGAUAUGACCCAACGGAAGUUGUUCCGCUGCAAGGACUGCUCUACCACCUUCUGUAAAAAGUGUGGCGGACGCCCAGAACACAACACGGAACCUUGCGACGACAUUCGCACCCACCCAUCCGAAUUCGCCAAGGACAUCAAGUCAGCCCUUCCUAUGUCCGUUGCUCUUUCCGGUAUCACCGAGGGAGUUCUGGACCAGUUACGCGAGCGGGAGGGCUCAGAGGUCAAGGACUCCUUGUGGAACACCUGGCGCCAGGCCGUUCUUAACACCAAAGACCACGACAUCCACUUCGUUGAACUCAAACGGCAAGAAAUCUGGAGUGCCAUUUUCCAAUCACGAUCAGCGACCCUCGAACUCAUCCUGCACCCCCAACGCCCAGAGUGGAGAUUGUUUGCUCUCCCCAAUGUGGACGAACCUGCCAAAGCCGAGAUUCGACGAAUUCUCGAAGACCCAGUCGCCCGACUCGUCUGCAAAGGCAGUCUUCUUUCCGGCGUCUGGGAGUUUGCCGUUCCUGCCCCCGCUAACUUUAUGAUCACCAUUGAGGGCGUUGGCGAACUGGUUCCUUCCUGGGAGGCUCGUUUAGGUCUCAUGGGUGCCGCUCAUAAGGACAAGAAGGUUUUCUCAUCCAUCAAGAUGUCUGUCCCCAAGGAACACGUCGAAUCGCUCGACCGCGACAUCUCUGGUGAAUAUGUCUUGCUUGAUAGAUGCGGUACCGCCAACGGCGCCCUCCACAAGAAGGUCCCUACCGCUGCGGACGAAGGACUCCCUCCGCUUUUCAUGCUAUUCGAUCCCCAUCGUACCAAUGACUCCGAGGACUGCUUCGUCUUCUCUAGCAUCAUCAGACGUCUUGAAUACCGAGAGACGCGGCCCAUGGUUUGCAAGUUAGAUCCUUCCUGGAGACAGUCCGAUACAGAGGGGGAGCAGAAGGUACGGGUGUAUCUGCCGUGGAAGUGGGUGAAGCAGCCUGCAGUCGGUUUGAAGGCUGCAGCCACACGCGACGCUACUUACGGGGUCCCCGAGGGCUCUCUCACACUCGCAUUGACCAAUGACGCCUGCCAGCAUGCCUAUGCCCUUCUCAGUUGCGCAGUUCCACUGGGACAGGAUGCUGAUGAGCAAUGGCCAAGAGGUCACUGGGCCGAGGUCGAUAAGGUCCACGAGAGGGGAGUUUUCAAAUCCCUUGCUUGGUUGCUCGAACGAAUCCGUCACAUUGGAGGCAACUUCAGGGACUGGCAACACCUGGAGCUCCCUAUAGACUUCGAGUGUGCCUGUGAGCGUUGUGCUCCCACUGCCCCCGUCUUGCAAUGGGUGAAAAAUGGGCAGAAAAUUGUCCCUAUCGAGGACCCCGUCCAAGCUGGCGAGUACGAGAGGCGCUUGAAACGUCGCCCAAGUCCCUUCGUCACCCAGCUUCAACUCGACUCCGAGGGCAUCGCCCACGUUCGUAUUGGCAUCAAUAUUCCAUCUCUUCUCCACCGCGCGCUUUCCCGUCUCCCUACAAAGAAUCGGAAUAGCAAGCCUACUCUCUCAUGGCGACUCGACACGAACUAUGCCCCUGCUGCCAACAUGACACGCCGUAAAUUCCGCCUUCUCAGCAACAGAGACGACAAACCACACUCUCAACCUCCUAAUUUCAGGAUACCUCUCAGGCCCGAGCAACAGCGAUCAUUGGCGUGGAUGCUCAGGCAGGAAGCCGAAGACGCCCCUCCUUUCAUCGAAGAGGAGAUUUCGGAGGCUAUCCUGGAUCCUCUGGGUUGGAGGGCCGAGGGAAGGGCCGAGAGGCCUGUCCGUGUUCUUGGUGGAGCCCUCGCUGACCAAGUUGGAUACGGUAAAACGGCUAUCACCCUGGGCCUUAUUGACUGCACUGCGGACAAGAUUAAGAAGACGUUCCCGAAACGGAAAAAGGUUCACGGACGAAUCCUCUCAUCGGCAACCCUCAUUAUCGUUCCUGCCCAAUUACCAGCCCAGUGGGCCGGGGAAGUGAACAAGUUCAUCAAGAGAAAGAAUAUGAAAGUCCUCGUCAUCAAGGACGUCAAUGACCUUAAAAAGGAGACCAUUGAAUCAAUACAAGAGGCCGACAUUAUCAUCUGGGCCUACAGCGUCCAGAGGAGCAGCAUCUACCUUGGAAAUCUCAGCCAAUUUGCGGGUGUCGACGAGUUCCCUAGCUCCGACGGUCGCGUGUUCGUCGCCCAUCUCGAGAAGACUAUGGAAGCCCUUGCAGAUCAGGUUGAGCGAUUGCAAGACGAGGGCGCUCAAGCUGUCUUGACCGAGAUUAAGGCAGCUCCGGAACGAAUCGCUGCUGAACAGGCUGCUGCUGCGGAGGCAGCCGCCCUCGCUGCCGCAAAACGUCUUAGGGGCAGGCAGUACAAGGAAGCCGCCGAGAAAGAAGAGGCCAAGAAGAAGGGGAGGGGGAAGGAGGGUAGCACUGGUGCAACAGGGACUCAGACCAAGAGGUCGAUCAAGAAGGCAAACCCAACGGACAAUGUGAAGCAAGAGCCCGUCGAUGGACCUUCCACUGGGACUGCCUCUCGAAAUCCGUCAGGCUUGAUUCCCGAAGUCGUCAUCGAGGUGCGGCAGAACAAGUCCUCUCCCAGUGUAUCCCCCGAACCGGCGGACUCGGAUGGCGACAGUGGUGGCAACAGGAAGCGACCCAGGCGUGCCACUGCAAAGCCUGUCAUUUUAUUGUCGGACGACGACUCGGAGGAAGAGGAGAAGCGUCCUACGAAGCGUCAGAAGACGGCGAGGGGCGGGAAGGCACCGACGGGUAAAGGGAAGGCGAGGGCGAAGAAGAAGGCAAAGAGUGAUGACGAGGAGUCCGAUUAUCAGGCGUCAGAUUCUCCGGAGGAGUCAGACGAAGAGAUGUCCUCUUACGACGAUUCAGACGAGUCAGACACCGACAAGAAACGCAAAGGGAAGAAACCGGUCAAGAAGACAACGAAGGGCAAGAAGACUGCCACUGCGGCCUCAGGCUCCGAAACCGAUGCUGAUAUGGACGAGGAUGGGGACGGGAUGGAUGUUGACGAAGCGCCCUCCAAGGCGCCCGCUAAAAAGGGCAAGAAAAAGGCGGCCGUUAAAGAAAAGCGACCUAAAAAGAUGACUGAUCCUUGGAAGCUGGGCUCAGCGGUCGUCAAGGGCGAUUGGACACAAAUGCAAUGUCCUCCUCUCGAGAUGUUCCACUUUGCGCGUUUGGUCAUCGACGAGUACACCUAUCUGGAGAGCGGAGACCGCAAAGUGUACCACAUGGUAACAAAUAUCACCGCAGACCGCACCUGGAUCCUCUCCGGUACGCCACCUGUGCACAGUUUCCCCGCCGUGAAGACGAUGGCUGUCCUCUUUGGCCUCCACCUCGGAGUCGAUGAUGAUGGCGAAGGUGAAUCCACGGAAAUGAAGAAGCGUCGUCGGGAGCAAACCAAUGUCGAGCGAUUCCACUCCUUCAGGGAGGUCCACAGCCUAGAAUGGCACGCAAAUCGCCACAAAGUCGGGCAACGCUUCUUGGACCAGUUCGUCAGACAGAACAUCGCCGAGAUUGACGAGAUACCCUCGAGCACGCAUAUCGAAGAGGUCAUCCUCCCUGCAUCCGAACGGGCUAUCUAUUACGAACUGCUGCACCACCUUCAAGCCCUUGAUAUGACCAUCAAACGAGGCAGGAAGAACGAGAGUGACCGAGAGAAGCGUCUCAACAAGGUUCUCGGAGAGAGCAAGUCUGCUGAGGAAGCCCUUCUGAAGCGUUGCUCCCACUUUGAGCUCGAAACUAAGAACGAGAACGCUAUGAAAGCUUGCGAUGCCCUUGUCAAGGAACGGAAGGAGCAGCUCGAGGACUGCAAGGCCUCGCUCCUGAAGGCCAUCAAGGAAGGAGCGGCGCGCGAGAAGGCCCUGGGAAAUGUCGGAACGGAGUCCAUGUUCAACGAAUGGGUUCGGGUCUGCCAAACCGAGGGUGUCGAUGAUGCAGAUGCCACUGAUGUGAUCCACAAACUCCUCGACGAGGCCAACGUCGCAACUCCCAAACCGGUCAGGGGUAAAUCGGACGUCCAGCUAACUGAGAAGGUGAAGGAGAAGGUUUGGGAGCAUCGAGAGAAGACCCACGAAAUCCGCCGUGUCGCCAAGGAGUUGACCGGUCGAAUUCGAUCCCUUCGCUUCAUCACCGCCGUUCGAGACAUCCAAUCCCAGAAGAGCAAGCGACCGCCUGUAGACUGUCCUGGGUGCGGAAAGCUGACUACUCUCGCCGACUCUGCAGUGCUUUCGCAGUGCGGGCAUGAGGGUUGCUACGCUUGUGUGAAGGAAUGGGCCGACAAAGAGGAGUGCGUGUAUGCAGCCAUUGGCAAAUGCAAAUGCGCUGCUCGGGUCAACAACAUUGUCAAGGCCACCGAAUUGGGAGAGGAUGACGAGGAGCGGGAUGGUGGCGGAAAGCAUUUCGGAAGGAAAUUGGAAAAAAUAGUUGACCUCAUCAAGAACCGGAUUCCCAAGGACGACCGAGUGCUGUUGUUCGUUCAAUUCCCUGACCUAAUCCAGAAAGUGGGCGAGUGUCUCAAGUAUCAUGGCAUUGGCUACCUGCAGAUCAAAGGUGGCGUCAGGGAUAAGACCAACAGCCUUGAAAACUUCAAACUGGGUAGCGAGCAGCGUGUCCUACUCUUGAAUGUCAUGGAUGAAAGCGCUAGCGGUGCAAACUUGACCGAUGCAAACCAUGUCAUCUUCCUUUCCCCCUUGCUCACCCCGAGCAACGAAGUCUACGAAGCCAACGAAACCCAGGCUGUCGGACGUGUCGUUCGUUUCGGCCAAACCAAGCACGUUCACAUCUGGAAAUUCAUCACCAAAAAUACCAUCGACGAAGAGAUCUACAACCAGCGACAGCAAGCAGUCGCGAAGGCGAAGGCAGCGGAGGAACUUGACGAUUAG
This is a messenger RNA of Coprinopsis cinerea okayama7#130, 6555 nucleotides long. Its product is annotated as DNA repair protein rad8. The transcript is spliced from 10 exons. The record is from RefSeq and is a predicted model, not a curated record. The coding region runs from base 1 to 6555 and encodes 2184 amino acids. NCBI's taxonomy places the organism in Eukaryota, Fungi, Basidiomycota, Agaricomycetes, Agaricales, Psathyrellaceae. Gene Ontology annotation, molecular function: ATP binding; ATP-dependent chromatin remodeler activity; methyltransferase activity.